This is a messenger RNA of Stylophora pistillata, 2155 nucleotides long. RefSeq lists its product as uncharacterized. The record is from RefSeq and is a predicted model, not a curated record. Lineage: Eukaryota; Metazoa; Cnidaria; Anthozoa; Scleractinia; Pocilloporidae.
UGAACACAAUCUUCAAGGCAACGAUGGUUUAUUUCCGAAUUUCGAUCAGCGGCUAGUGUUUACAACAAAUUUUAUUGUUCUUUGUAUUUUGCAGAUAAUAUUUAAAACAUCUAUUCAAGUUGUAAAGUAACGCAAAAUUUGCGUUGUUCCGUUCUGGAAACCGAUGGCAUCUAGAUGUAUUCAAACUCUAAAUGAUCUGGACAAGAUUUCCGAUAGGAUCUUCUCCAAACAUUCAAAGGGGCGUUUUCGCGCUGGUAUUGAAGCCAAAUUGAAAGCCGCGAGAGAAAAAGCCGAACGAUCGUUGCGUAACAUCGACGAAGAAUCUCCUUCCUGCAGUCAGAACGGGACACAUAGUUGUCGAUCUAGUAUCAGGCCACUAGGUUCAACUCUGUCCUCAAGAACUGUUUCAACAUCUGUUUCAACUACGUCAAGAUCCUUAACAUCAGAACAUCAAAAUAAAAUACAAAGAGAAAAAGUACACAAACCAUCCUCUACAAAAUCAGCUCCAAAUGAACAAAGAGUCCGAGCGUCGAGGAGGAAAAUUAAAUCUUAUCCAAGCAGCUCAAUAGCUGAUGAAACAGAAGAGGAUCGAAAAGUAUGUAAUGACCAUGCUCCCCAUACUGUGUCAUUUUUUGGCAAGUACAGUGGAAAAGAGUCAGAAUAUAAACCAACUGCUUGGUUUAACUUCCCUCAAGAAACAAGCUUUGGUGUGAUUGAUAUUAUUGUUUGUGAUGAGAAGAAUAAAGAGCCAGUUUGCUUCUCUGUGGAUAGAAAGAAAGGAGAGAGUGUGCCUAAUCCUUUGAGACAUAAUUUGCCAGUACGGGUGGGACAAAAUGGUAUGGUAAGAACUGAAAAGAAAGUGGAAUUUAAACCUGAAACGGAUGAUGGAAAUACAAAACAAGGGAAGAAACGAACAGCUCCAUUGAACUGGGAGGAGCAGCUGAAUUGGCAUAAUGCGUGUGUCGUUUCAUCAGCUUUACAAUCAGUGAAGGAUUCCUCAUCAAAGGGCUUGUAUGAAUCACAUUCAGUCACUUUCCACGAGAAAAGAGCGCAGCAAAGAAAUAACUCUCAACGAAAAGAGGAAAAUUAUCUUUCACCUGCUUACAAACUUAGUUUGGAAACACGCUGGGUAUAUCCCGAUCGAAGGAACUUAGUUUCCGCAAAAGACAAAUGCAUCACUGCUGUGGAAAUCGAGGAUAACAGAACUGAUGAAUGGGUGAAAGUCAGUGAGGAAAGUACAGAUCGUACGAAGCGCGAUGGAAAAAAUAAUGCUGAAGAGUCUGCGCAACAUAAUGAAGAGAUGGUUUCAAAAAAGGUUAGCUUCGAAGAUGAAAGAGUUACGGGAAAGAAAACAACAAGAAAUCCACAAGGAAAUGAUAGGGGAGAAAAAGUUGAUAGAAAAACUAAAGAUGUUGCAAUUAUUUCUAAAACUAACGAAUCUGAAGAAGUUGGUUUAGAACAUAGAGUUCGUCCAAAAACUAGUCAAGGAGGAUCUAGAGGACAAGGUAGUGAUGUAAUGGCGGGCGAUAGGAAAAUGCGACGACGGCACUCUGCACCUCCUACUCCACCGUCCACUCCAAGAUUUCAGGCAGAAUCCAAAUUUUCAAGUUGUAUGCCUAUAACGAUCACAAUCCCGACACAAGGUGAUUUCACAGAAAGCAGGAGCGACUCAAACAUGGAAAGCAGACUAAGCGAUGAACCAGAGAAGUCUGCUUUACUCAGUGCCAGCGUUAGUCCUGGGGAAAGCGAGGAAUAUCUCGUCGAAAGCGAAAGUUGCACAGCAGUUUUUGUAGACAUCACUCCACAGACAUCUGAAAAGACCAUUCCGAGGCGUGUUUCACUCAAAAACGCUCUACGGUCUGCACCAGUUUCUAGAACCACACUAAGGACUGGAAAUGAAACUCUUCGCUCGAAAUCGUCCACAGCUCUUCAGAGGAAGCCGCACAGGCCGCCUUCACCCGUCGUCUUUGUGUCAGAGUCUUCUUUAGAGUUGCCUAAAGAUCUGCCCCCCGCCCAAGCCGUUGUGGCUCUAAGGAAAAAAAUUCGCGAAGAUCUUGCUCAACAAAAUCGUGAAUUGCAGUUGGAAAUUCAACACUUGUACUUGAAAAAGCAUACAAAGUAAUUAUUUUGUUCAAUAAAGACCGUUUGUUAACUA